AGCUAAAAGCAGUGUUUUGUGUACGUGCAUGUUGACAUGUUGCUUAUCAAUUCCAGCCGCAUACGUGCUGUGCAACUUCUUGUUUAUCAGGCAGCCCAGCUGCUGCGUACGUGCUCCACAACAUGUUGUUCAGUCCAGCUUAUGUAAGUCUCAACUACUUUUGACCAUAUUAGGAGGUGGAAGUAGCACCCCAUCAUUUCUCAGAAUCAAAGGGAGGUGGGGGUUGAAUAGUAUAACUGAUGCUGCGUGGUGUAGGAGAGAGGGCUUUUGCAGAAGGAUUUCCAGCCGAGGUGUUUAGAUCGAAGCUGGACGCUGUCCCCAUGAAGUGUUGGUGAUGAAAAAGAACCACAUUUUGGCGACCACGUAGCGGGAGUAGAGGCGUGCUCUUCGGAUCGCUUCGCAGUCCACGAAAUUUUGACUUCUGGGCCCUUAGGUAAGAACAGUUUUUGUUCAAUUUUGGAUUUAUUCCGUGGAUUGUGAACUGGUCUGAGAGAAAAAACAUGCCCUUCUCAUAAAUUAGAAGUUAUAAUAACAAGAAGAGGCAUUUGUCCAGAACAGCGGUGAUAAACAUUCACACAUGUGUGAAGUCAGCUGAGUCAUUUUGAUGACGGACAAAGUUUAAGUGACAAAUUAAAGCUGGGACAGCGAGAAUUGGAAUAGAUUUUGACAGCUGACAAAAGUCCAGGGAGGACAAGUGAAAAAGGUCGACAUUGAGAUCCAGUUGGGUGUCUCGGUGAAGCCGGGCAACGACUGGGAUCUGAGAAAAAGCGCUGAAGUUGUGACAGAUAAGCUUGCCAGUAAUUCGGUUAAAUCCUCGGGGAUUGGUAAAUUUCAUGAGUUUUUGGCAAAGGCAUGUGUUGACGUCAUAGUUUGCAGCAAGAGGCUGUGAACAGCUCUGGAGCUCGUGAGCUGCGUGUGUUAGAGAAGUUCUGCGUGUGUUGGAGAAGUUCUGUGUGUGUGGAGAAGUUCUGCGUGUGUUGGAGAAGUUCUGCGUGUGUUGGAGAAGUUCUGUGUGUGUUGGAGAAGUUUUGUGUGUGUGUGUGUGUUUGUGAGAGAAGUUUUGUUUGUGUGUGGGACAGGCAUGUGAGAUAAGCGUGUGUGUGUGGCGGAGAUAAGCGUGUGUGUGAGUUGAGACAAGUGGGUGUGUGAGAUAAAUGGGGUGUGUCAGGCGCCAGAGAAUUAGAGGAGGAAAAAGAAAAACAAAGGAGAAAAAACUAGGAGAAGCUUUAAAAACGGUGUAAAACAAAUCAAUAUUAUUCACUGCAGUGCUAAAUUUUGAUGUUUAAUGUUAGACAAAUUUCAAAGUCUGUGAUCUUGUUCUGAUUAGUCUUUAAACAGAAAACCAGAAGUUAAAAUAAUAAGUUUUUAGAGUGACAUAUAUAUAAAUAAAAAUAUAUGCUGAAGUGCACAAGCUUGAUAACUAUUUUUACCAGCUGGGUAAUGUGAAAUAUAAGAAAUAUAGAUUAUGAUUAAUAAAUAAAUAAUAAUGUUUAUGCGUGUUGAGUGUUUGGCAUGAAAAUGUUGCUUCGGUGUCAAAUUGCUUUGAAGUGUGUUUUUCUUAUCUCUAUGCAAGUGUGAAAGCUUUGCUGUGUGUGUGGUUGUUUUACUCGUGAAAGUUCAAAUACUCUGAUCUUGUUUAAACUAUUGCUUGGAUAAAUUAGAGAGAAACUGAUUUUUCUUCUGCUGAUUCGGUCUCUAUUGUGGUUGACUCUUUCCUGUAUUAUAGUGUUAUAAAGCUGUUUGAGAGUUGUUAAAUCCUGAAGGCUGAAUGCGCUUGGUGGCACCGGAUCUGUUCGUUUCUCCGUAGACACCCUCAGCUGUCAGACCUAAGCUUAAGACUGGACAGAGGGGCCAGUGCAGAAGCGCAAAGCUCCACCUACAAGCUGUGUGUGCGCUCCUUUCCAUACACACGCACAGACACAGAAGUACAGAGGCGAUCCCGCCUCUGACUCCACCUCUGUGUGUGGAUUGGUUGGUGACCCAUAGGGCGUAUAGAAACCCUACCCUGUGGGCUGAGUUUUGCUCACACACAAGCUUGGGGUUCAGCAUAAGGCUAUUUUUAGCCUGCCACUGCAGCACAACUGCUGAGGGCAAAUAAAUACAUAUUCAAUCCAGAUUUAAAAGGUUCACCUAUAAAAACUUUCAGGCAUUAAGUUUUUCUUUCAACAAUAACUAAAGCUUUUUGAACUAACUUUACUUUAGUGUUACAUCAGAAGAGAUUUGAUUUUAAGGCAUGCACAAUAAGAAGAUAAAUUGUUCAACAUUUGUGUAAACAGAACAACAACAGAUUACUCAAGACCACAGCAUCAUAUGUCACCAGUAUCUGUUUCAACUUUCAAUUCUUGUUUAUUUUCAGGAGAUUAUAAAUAAACAAACUAGUUUACUAAUCAGAGGAAUAAUAAGUGUCACUGAAACUUCAAAAUGUCGGUCACGCCAGCAGGAAUUUUGGCAGCAAAGAAUUCUGCUUUAGCAAAAGAGAUAAAGCACAUGUCAGAGAAGUGGUCGAAACGGACGAGAAAACUAUGCAAUCCGUGGCCAUCUGAAGGCACUUUCGAUGUAGCAGCUUGCGACAAUUUGGAAUUGAGAAUUCAGGAUCAUAAAGCAGAUGGGUCCAAGAAAAGACAGCAGAAAAGAGAAAAGGAAAUUCAGAUCCUGGACUUAUUCAGGAACGAAGGAAAGAUUUACAGACAGAACUUUAAACAGGCCAUCCUUAAAAUGAAAGACAAAUUGGACAAACCCCAGAAGGAAGUGAAGGCCCCAGCAGAAGAGGGCCUGUAUCCCCUCUUGGGAACCGUUACAAUUACGGGAGAUUUUGAUUUGCGCGACACAUUCGACAAAGGUCCUAAGGGUUUAGAUGUUGACAAUGGAAUUUUAAAAUUAACAACAUCACAGCAAUCAGAUGAAGCACCUGGCAAAGAAAAGCAUGCAAAAGGAAGUGAGGAAAGAGAAUUCGAACAAACAACUCCACCUCGUGGAACGGAUCCAAAAUAUUGCAGUACAGAACGUCGAGCGGUAAGUGAAGAAGGACGAAGGGAGAUUGAUUGUUUUGCAGAACAUAAGGAUUUUUUGAAAAGGCAACCGAAGGCUAACUCAUACUGGAUUGACCUUGAGAACAAGGAUGAGGAUGUACAUGAUGAGCUAAACGAUGUUGACCAAAUUAUACAGGACAUAUCUGAAGGCCUGCGGAAAUCCUUAAAUCACAUCACAGGCACACAUUCAGAUGAGGUUAGUGAGAACACCACUAGCACAAACAAGGAGAAAAAUUUCAAGCCUUUUUACAAACCAGGCAUUCACUCACCAGAGCGUGGUGACCCAAAUACAGGUCUGACUCAAGAGAAGGAAAAACCAGGUCCUAGCAGUGACAACCGUGAUCUGAGACCCAGACAUGACGUAAAACUACCUAUUCGAUACACUAAUGAUGGUCAGUACCCAAUUUUAAUUAAGGGCACAAGAGCUAAUUAUAUUCCCUGGCAGAGCCUCGACCUCACUGGUUUGGUUUCGCGGCUGCCCCACAUUCAAGAUGGCGCUGGAAAGUGGAUUAGGGCUUUCGAACAGGAGACAACUGGGCUAAUGCUUGCCCUUGGAGAUCUCAAAGCUAUUUUGGCUCGAGUUGUUGGGACAUCAGCUAUGGGAACAUUGCUUGCAUCCAAUGGAGUCCAAUGGAUGCUGGACCCAAUGGCUGACGGCACGGAGUUUAACACACACAGAAAUGCACUCUGGAACAUACUAAGAGCAGCAUAUCCCAACAGGAUUGACCCCAAAGCUUUGAAAGGUGAGCCACUUUCAGAGACUGAGAGUCCUGCGUCAUUCGUUGACAGGCAGCUCAGACGGUGGAAGCUGGAGACGGAGGAGGGUCCUGAGGGGACACCAAUAAUGACUUCUCUGUUCCGAACAUCCCUGAUUUCUGCUCUCCCAACUCCUGUGCGAGACAAACUGGAGGAUGUUGUGGGACUGGACUCAAUGCCACAUGUACAGUUCAGAGACCAUGUAGUCCACACAGUGGACCGCUAUCGGAAAGACAAUAACAAAAUGAUUGAGCAAGAAAAGUGCGCUCAGAGAAAACUCACGCAGUUGCACAUAAAUGAUCUCCAGCACAAGGUGAAGACCCAGGCGGCAGUGGUGAAAAGUGACAGCAAGAGUGACAGUCAAACCCAAGCAUUGCAGACAGCUGUGGCCCCGCCUCAAACUCCAUCUCAACCGGUUAUCAAUGUCUACCCAAACCAGUAUGGUAGACAGCAGCCUGGACCACAGAGACGAUUUCCAAAUCGUUUCCCCAAUCGCUACCCAACCCGACAAGGCUGGGUGCAGCAGAACCGACCCCCACUUCCAGGUUCAUGUUGGGGGUGUGGCCAGAUGGGUCACCUGUAUCGAGACUGUCCGAAUCCAAUUCCAAACCCUGAAUGGUCUGGGCGUGGUCGUGGAACACGACCAAACCGGGGAAGAGGAGGUCCAGUUAAUCCAUGGGCAGCACAACAAGGAUUCUAGGGAUGCCCGGAAGG
Messenger RNA from Nothobranchius furzeri (turquoise killifish), 4499 nucleotides. The record is from RefSeq and is a predicted model, not a curated record. NCBI's taxonomy places the organism in Eukaryota, Metazoa, Chordata, Actinopteri, Cyprinodontiformes, Nothobranchiidae.